CGGAUGUGUUUGGCUCUUUUUUUUCUCUCUCUCUCACUUCCCUCGUCUUCCUUCCAUCUUCAGCUUUGUCAGGCAGGUGCAGACACAACUCGCCUCCUUUUUUGGUCUAAUUAAUAACUGGACUACGGUGGAGAUGGAUAUGGAGGGUUGUGGCAUCGUCGGCAGAAGAAUAAAGAAUUAAUUUAUUCAUCAAUUAAUCGCAAACCUCAGUCAGGACUUUGAAGGAGGUUUUCUUUUUGAAGGCGUGCGUCCUUUUUGAAGACUGAAACCUUUGACACUGACAAGAGAAUCAGAUUUACUUCUUGGAUGGUGGGAGGUGAGACCAGACCGGACAGAAUGUCAGUAUUGAAGACCAACAGAGAGAAGGAGCAAAACAUGACCACCAUCAUGAUUGUGUCGCAAAGUGCAGUGAGCCGAGCGAGCCUAAUGUGAAGAGUGUUUACCAUAAUUACCACCAGAACAUGGAAGAACAGCAAACACAGAGUCAGUGCUGGUUUUGACUCCCUCGUUAAUCCGGUGUCUCUCCGCGUCAACAACGUACAGUAAGACUUUUAAUCGAAUAAUCACGUCUACAGUUUACCAAUGGCAAACAUGAAUGGCAUAGAAGAGAUGGCGGUGAAGUGUGUCCUGGUCGGAGACAGCGCCGUAGGAAAGACAGCCCUGCUGGUCCGCUUCACCUCAGAGACUUUCCCAGACUCCUACAAGCCUACAGUGUUUGACAACACAGGAGUGGAGGUGUACAUGGACGGCGUUCAGAUCAGCCUGGGGCUGUGGGACACAGCAGGUAACGACAACUUCAGACAAAUCCGGCCAAGAUCGUACCAGCAGGCCGACGUCGUCCUCAUCUGCUACUCUGUGGCCAACCCUAAUUCUCUGGCCAACGCUCAGCACAAGUGGAUCGCCGAGGUUCGAGAGAACCUGCCCAAGGUGCCAGUGUUGGUCGUGGCCACCCAAACGGACCUGCGGGAAGUGGGGGCUUAUCGGGGAAGCUGCAUCUCUGCUGCUGAGGGCAGACGUGUGGCUCAGGAACUCCAUGCUAAAGGAUAUCUGGAGUGCUCCUCCUUGAGCAACCGAGGUGUGCAGCAGGUGUUUGAGUACGCUGUGCGGAUGGCUGUUAACCAUGUGAGGAAGCAGGCCAGGAGACGCAUGUUCAGCAUAAACCAGUGCAAAGUCUUUUGACCUUUGACUUGGGGGCUUGCUUUGAACUGUCAUGAUGUGACUUGCUGUUGCAACUCAGCGAAGCCAUGAGGAGGUUUAAGAAAUCAGAGUUGUAUAUGUUUUAUAUAAGUCUUUGUCAUGAUCGAUACAUUACAUCCAGACAACUGAAACAAUUGAAGCUUUAAUAUUGAUGUAUAAAGUACAUUGUUUGUCUAUUUUUGUAAUUAUCAAUAUCUAAGAGGCAAUGAGGAAACGAAACAAGUUAAUUGUGGUCUUGAACUUUGUUGGUGGAAAAUGAAAAACACUUGUUUUUCUCAAACUGUGUUUAAACGAUGCAUAAACGCAUCGAUAUCUACUGAAUCUUUGUUAUACUGAUACCGGAGAAAAUUACACCAUGACAAUUAUUGUCACUCAGCUCUAAUACUUUUAAAAAAUACAUCACUAUUAAUGAACUAAGAAGCUCAAGUCAAGUGCUGCAGUUUGUCAGCUCUUAAGAAUCCAAUAAUGUGGCUAUCUUCACAAAGAGUCCAAGGGUAAGAGUCAUUUUAGACAGAUGACAUUGAUAUAAACUCAUCCAAGAACAGACAAACGUGCCUGUACGUUCAAAUGAAAUGUUAUCACUGUCAACAACACAUAUCAUUCAUAAAAACAAAUACUUUCUCGAGAUUUGUCUUGAAAUAUACUCUGUAGUUAGAGGAACCUGAAAUAACGGCGCAUGGAUAAUGUCGUAUGAAAUUUUGAGCCAUCCCAAUAGAAACAUGUCAUUGGACUUUUUCAGUGAACUGUAAACCUUUUUUUUUUGUUUUGUUUUUUUUCUUAAAUGAAUAGCAAGAUAUGAUUUGCGACUGUCACUGUUGUCGUCUUUUACAGGGAGAGAUGUUUUUUAUGCCGUGGAUUUCAAACUAACUUAGUGCGCGACCUUUUGCAUUGGAUGUGUUGUCUUUCAGCGUUCCCUUCUAAUUUAUACUUUUUGUUUGUGAAUAUAUGGUCUACUUUGUGUGUAUUGUCUAAUUUUGAUUAAACGUUUGUUUCAUAUA
Solea senegalensis (Senegalese sole) is the source of this 2195-nucleotide messenger RNA. It is a transcript of the gene rhoh, whose product is annotated as ras homolog family member H. Gene Ontology annotation, molecular function: GTP binding; GTPase activity. Lineage: Eukaryota; Metazoa; Chordata; Actinopteri; Pleuronectiformes; Soleidae. The coding region runs from base 583 to 1179 and encodes 198 amino acids. Gene Ontology annotation, biological process: small GTPase-mediated signal transduction. The record is from RefSeq and is a predicted model, not a curated record. The transcript has 2 exons.